Molecule: messenger RNA, 2184 nt
Organism: Poeciliopsis prolifica (blackstripe livebearer)
Lineage: Eukaryota; Metazoa; Chordata; Actinopteri; Cyprinodontiformes; Poeciliidae
Product: transcription factor 4-like
Exons: 16
Biological process (GO): regulation of transcription by RNA polymerase II
Cellular component (GO): transcription regulator complex
Molecular function (GO): protein dimerization activity; RNA polymerase II cis-regulatory region sequence-specific DNA binding; DNA-binding transcription factor activity, RNA polymerase II-specific
Source: RefSeq, a predicted model, not a curated record
CGGUUUGUGCAUGUGCGGCUUGGCGAUGGAUGGUUUCCAGAGUGUGAAACAAAUCAACGAGUUAUCAGCAGGUGGGACUGGGAAAGGUGGCGACCGGCAGAAAACAGACUGAGAAAAGGUAAAUCGGAGAGGAGUUCUUACCCGUACGGCAGGGAGUCCAACCCACACUGCCAUCAGGCGGUUCUGGGCGGCGAGCUGGCGAUGGGCAGCCCCAGCGCGGCGUCGCCCACCAAGCCGGCGGGUCAGUACUACCAGCACUACGGGUCCAACCCGCGCAGGAGAGCGCUGCACAUGGACGCCAUGGAAGUCCACACAAAAAAAGUGCGGAAGGUCCCUCCCGGCUUGCCGUCCUCAGUUUACGCUCCGUCUGCCAGCACAGCCGACUACAACCGGGACUCACCUGGUUACCCGUCCUCCAAGCCUCCCAGCACCGGCUUCCCCAGCUCCUUCUUCAUGCCAGACGGCCACCACAGCGGCGACCCCUGGAGCAGCAGCAGCAGCAUGAGCCAGCAGGGCUACCACAGCAGCAUGCUGGGGGGCGGGAACUCGGCGCACGGCCCCGCCCAGAGCUCCUCCUACUGCGGGAUCCACCCUCACGACCGACUGAGCUACCCGUCGCACUCCUCGUCCGCCGACAUCAGCUCCAGCCUCCCGCCCAUGUCCAGCUUCCACCGGGGCGGAGGCGGCGGGGGCGGAGCCAACCACUACAGCACCGCCUCCUGCACCGCCCCCACCAACGGCACAGACAGCGUCAUGGCUAACCGAGCACAGAGCGGCGCCGCCAGCAGCUCCCAAACCGGAGACGCCUUAGGAAAAGCUCUCGCCUCAGUGAGUACUGCAUACUCUCCAGAUCACACCAACAACAGCUUCUCGUCCAAUCCCUCCACCCCGGUCGGCUCGCCGCCGUCACUCACAGCUGCCAGUUCAGCCGUCUGGUCGAGGAACGGAGGUCAGGGAGCGUCGUCGCCGAACUACGAGGCUCCGCUGCAUUCGCUGCAAAGCCGCGAGGACCGGCUGGAGCGCCUGGACGACGCCAUCCACGUGCUGCGGAGCCACGCCGUGGGGCCGUCCACCGGCAUGGCGAGCGCGCACGGCGACAUGCACGGCCUCAUCGGGGCCACGCACAACGGCGCCAUGGGCGCGCUGGGCGGCGGCUACGGCACGGGGCUGCUGUCGACCAAUCGGCACUCGCUAAUGGUGGGCUCUCACAGAGAAGAUGGCGGCAGCGUGGGCAGUUUACGCGGCGGCCACUCCAUGGGGGGUCAGGUGUCGGUUCCUCAGCUGCCGGUCCAGUCGGCGACCUCACCGGACCUCAGCCAGCCCGACCCGUACCGCGCCCUGUCCGGCGGCCUCCAGGGUCAGAGCACGUCCUCAGUGAGCUCAGAGAUCAAGUCUGAGGACGAGGGAGACGAGAACCUGCUGCAGGACACCAAGCCGCUGGACAAGAAGGACGACCUGGACAAGGAGCUCAAGGCCAUAGAGAGGUCAAGAUCUAGCAACAACGACGACGAGGAUCUGAGUCCGGAGCAGAAGAUGGAGCGGGAGCGAGAGCGCAGGAUGGCCAACAACGCCCGGGAGCGGCUGCGCGUCCGCGACAUCAACGAGGCGUUCAAGGAGCUGGGCAGGAUGGUGCAGCUCCACCUGAAGAGCGACAAGCCGCAGACCAAGCUGCUGAUCCUGCACCAGGCCGUCGCCGUCAUCCUGAGUCUGGAGCAGCAAGUCAGAGAGAGGAACCUGAACCCCAAGGCGGCUUGUCUGAAGCGCCGCGAAGAGGAGAAGGUCACCGUCACGUCCGAUGGGACGCCCCUCUCGCUGGCCGCCGCCCACCACGCCGCCGCCAUGGGCGAUGGACCAAACCCCAUGGGACAAAUGUCCAAGGUGCCAGAGUUCAUCAGGAUGAUGAGUGACCACUUCCUCUGACGGCGUUCUCCUCCAACCAAUCAGGCGCCGCCUCUCGCUCCAGCCCGACCAAGUAGUUCCUCCGGGUCAGAUCCGCCUUCGUCUCCUCUGUGAUCUGUCGUCUCCUCUUCGCUGCCAUUUCUUCUUCUUCUUCUUCUUCAGUCGAGAAAAUCGGACUUCAGAAUCGCAUUCGUCGCUUUCCGGACGUUUCGAAACGACAACGGACAAAUUUCUUUGGAUCCGCCCAGGAACUCUUGUGCUACGUGUUUUAUCAGCAUUCCCAGG